Molecule: messenger RNA, 2574 nt
Organism: Closterium sp. Naga37s-1
Lineage: Eukaryota; Viridiplantae; Streptophyta; Zygnematophyceae; Desmidiales; Closteriaceae
Source: the annotation of a GenBank genome assembly
AUGGAUAAGGAUUCCAAAUACAGGAGGGAGGCGGGUUAUACCAAGGCAUCAGCGGCCAGCGCCACAGCCCCUCGUCGCGCCGCAAGAGGCCAUGCCGCCGCAGGUUCCGCUGAACGCGCCGCCGCUCCGCCCGCUCCCGUCGGCCCGCCGCCCGUCAGCUUCGAUCUUAACGACUUCAAGGGCGCGUUUUCCUUCGACGAUUUCUUCAACACGCUAGCGGGCGAGUUCCUGCCCAGCAUCCCAGCAGACGACGGGCUGCCAUCAUCCGACCCGUCGUCCGGCCCCGUGGGCUUCCCCGAGGCGGAGGCUCUGCUGCCACGCUUCCGCGAGUCCCGCCGAGAGCUGCUCGAGCUCAACCGCCGGGUGGACGAUCGGUUGGAGAGGCUGCGCAAGGACGUGGCGGCACAGGACAGCGAGCACAAGGAGACGCUCGGCAAGCUGGAGCGGGGAGUGGAGGGGUUGUUUGACAGCUUUGGCCGUCUCGAUGCACGCAUCUCAGGCGUGGGGCAGACCGCUGCUCGUAUUGGUGACCACUUGCAGAGCGCUGAUGCACAGCGAGAGACAGCAUCCAACAUCAUGGAACUCAUCAAGUAUCUGAUGGAUUUCAACCGCAGUCGGGGCGAGUCAGUGCAGUUCCUGCCGCUCGCUGCUGUCUUCCUGGACGAAAAGGAGAUGGGCCGCGCUGCUGCCUUCGCCAUGAAACUCAGGGCACUGGCGGAGGAGGAUGAGGAUGCGAGGGAGGUGGUGCCAGGGGAGGGGCGCAAGGGCGGCCCCAGUGCCAGCCCAGGGCUCGAGGUGGCGGUGGACAAUCUGCACGAGUACUGCAACGAUCUGGAGAACAAGCUGCUGCAGAAGUUUGAUGCAGCAUCGGCCAAGAAGGACCUCAAGUCCAUGGCGGAUUGUGCUAAGACCCUUGAGCAGUUCCAGCAGGGCAGCAGGGCGAUCCACCGGUACGUGACAACGCGCCCCAUGUUCAUGGACGUGGAGAAGAUGCGCAACGACAUCCGCAUCGCCACGGGGGAGACCGGCUCCAGCAUCGCCAACGUCAUCGGCCCCGUCAACCCCACGCGCGGCCUCGGGAACCUCUACAAGCAAAUCUACGACACGAUGGAGGAGGAGCAGCAGACGGUGGAGCAGGUGUUCCCCAACCCCAAGGCGGUCAUGGCCAUCCUCACACAGCGGGUGUUGGAGCAGCGUGUGCACAACGUGCUCAUAGAGAUCCUCAAGACGCCCAACAUCGACAACCCCCCGCCCCUCAAGCAGGGCGGCCUCCUCACUUAUCUGCGCACGCUGGCUCUCUCAUACGAGAAAACCGUGGACCUAUCCAAGCGCCUGCAGGACCUGGGCUGUGGGGACCUCGAUAUCCAGGGCACGGUGGAGGGCAUCUUUGCGGAGCACAAGGACAAGUACCUGGAGGUGGAGCAGCGCUCGCUCAUGCAGCAGUUCGAAGAGAAGUGUGAGUCGGAGUAUCAGCAACAGCAGGCAGCAGCAGGGCCAGGCAUGGACCCUGCAUCGGCAGCAGCGGCGGGGUCCCCUGGGAACCUGGUGCGGCAGCGCACAACGCCCUCGCUGCUGCCGCCGGGAGCGGGGGGGAUAGGCGUGGUGGCGGACUGUGUGCAGUGGAACAAGGAUGCCAUUGAACGAUGCCGCGUGCUCGUGCCCGAGCCCGCGCUGCUGGUGGAGAGUGUCACAGUCAUCUUCAACGUGCUCCUCGACCAGAUGGGCGAGUACACACUGUCAGCGUUGGAGACAGCGAGCAAGGCACUGGCAGAGGCAGCAGCGCUGCGGGAGAAGUUCAGCAUCGGCACCGCCGUCAGCCGCAGAGUCGCCCAGGCCGCUGCCGCCGCUGCGGAGCAAGCAGCGCUGGCAGGGGAGCAGAGCAUCCGCACGUUCUUUAUAGCAGUCAAGCGAGCCACUGCUACUGUCUCCACAGUGCAGCAGUACUUCCAAGGUACAAUCAGUGAGCUGCUGAUGGCGGUGGACGGGGCGCAUGGCAAGUGUGUGGAGGAGAUGACUCGCAAGCUGGGCGAGGCAGAGGCUGUUGUGCUGCGCGGCAUGCAGGUGUGCAUUGACACGAGUGUGGGCGAGGUGGAGAGGCUGUUGGCAGCGGAGCAGAAGCCCACGGAGUUCAGACCACCCGAGGACGGCACUCUCCCCGACCACCGCCCCACCACCGCUUGCAUCAAGGUGAAGGCGUAUCUGGAGCGCAUAGUGGAUGCGGCACAGACAGCACUGGAAGGCCCCAACCGCCACGCCUUCCUGCUCGAGCUGGGAGUGCGGCUGCACAAGGCUCUGUUGGCGCACAUCCAACGCUUCUCAUUCAACCCCGGCGGUGGGUUGCGGUUGAAGAGGGAUGUGUCAGAGUAUGCGGACUCCAUCCGCGCCUUCAAGACGCCCACUGUCGACGAACUCUUUGAGUCUCUCAGCUCGUUGGUGAAUCUGUUCAUUGUGGCGCCUGACAGUCUGCGCACGCUCGUGGACAGCAGCCAUCUCUCGCACAAGGACGCUCUUAUCUACAUUCAACUGCGUGAUGAUUACAAGUCUGCUCGCAUUGCGCAACAGUUUGCCCGAUAG